This is a messenger RNA of Patella vulgata (common limpet), 802 nucleotides long. Its product is annotated as F-box only protein 16. The record is from RefSeq and is a predicted model, not a curated record. The transcript has 5 exons. Lineage: Eukaryota; Metazoa; Mollusca; Gastropoda; Patellidae. Bases 113 to 802 code for a protein of 229 amino acids. Gene Ontology annotation, molecular function: protein binding.
UCAAAAUGGACGAUAUUUGUACAGAUGCUGGGAAUUGAAAUGAUUAAUUAGGCAAAUCUGAGUGUUAAUAUUUUAAGUUUUGACACCUGUUUGAUACAAGUAGACUAUCAUCAUGUCUAUGAGAGCAAAAAAUCGAAUGAAAAGUUCGUGGACUCCAUUAAGCGAUGGGGCGACAAAUAAUAAGCUGUAUGAAGAAAGAAGAGGUCUAGUAACUAAAUGGUUUGAUCGUUGGACAGAUGACCAGAGAAAGAAAGUAUUUGAUGAGUUGAUCAGAAAGUGUAAACCGAAACAGCUGGAUUAUCUACGAUGUGUCGUUAACGAUCGAGCUCCUGUUCAUCGUCAAGAUUUUACGUCAGUUCUACCGAGAGUUAUCUCCCUCUAUAUCUUCUCUUUCUUAGACCCACGCAGUUUAUCACGAUCGUCACAGGUGUGUUGGUACUGGAAGUUUUUAACAGAGUUGGAUGUCCUGUGGAUGGCGAAAUGUCUACGAUUAGGCUGGUACUUGACUUAUACCCCCAGUCCGUAUGAGACGGGUAUGUGGAAGAAGAAUUAUAUUGAACAUAUUCAGAGUUUACAGGCUUUACGUCCACAGUCACCUAGUAUUAAACACAGAAUGAACAAUUUAAGUCCGAGGGGAUCAAGAAAGGGUGGUCGUGAUGGAGGAGUCGGGGGAGUAGGAGGUGGUCAUGGUAAAGAUAAGAAUAAGACACCAUGGAGAGGUUCGGACCCAGUGCCAACCGAUACCUAUAGAUAUAAUAUACUAGAUAAUAAUGAUGUAAUAGAAGAGAUAAACAAACAGUAA